GGGUGGCCCGCGCUGGAUCCUCGCGGAAAUUCGGCCGCGUCGUCGUCGCGUCCUCCGACAACUGAGAAUAGACCGCUCACCUGGACAGAGGGUGCCGCUACCGAAAUGUCGGAUACCCCGUCGUCCUCCUCGACGCGCCUCUCGCAACCCGGAUGAGACCGUCCGACGAUCGCGCGAUGGCUUCUCGCGUCUGUCGGCUGGUUCUAGGGAUCUGUUUCUUUUUUUUCUUUUUUUUUUCGUGCGCCAGUAGCACGCGUCUUCUCCCGGAAUCUCCUGUAGGAAUCUAGAUGAUCGGUCGUGUUCGGGUCACCGAGCCUCCUGGUCGCCGAGCCAUCUAGCCGCGUAUCGAUUCGCGGUGUCAAUUUUGGUAGCCACCUUUCGGUAGGCCGUUAACACGUCGCGCGCCCCGAAUAUCGGGCUCGAAGAAUUCGAUAUCGAAGUCGUUUCAUCGAUGAUAAACAGAAACUGGACGGUGGAGAUUUAGGCGCAGGCCCGGUUCCAAAUUCAGCUAAAAAGGUGGAGGGCCCAGGGACGGGAGGUGCAGAGGAGUCGUUAAACGACUCGAAGGACAAGGACAGCGUUGCCGCUACGCUGAGCAACCUGUUCGCCGGACUUCCGGCAUUGGCGGGCUCCCAACGCCUCGCCAAUUCCCUCAGGCAGAAGUUCGCCAAUAACUCCGAGGGAUGGCGGGACUCGGUGUUGGGGGCCUCGCGACGAUUAUUGGAAACCAUCGGCAGUCUCUCCAGGGACGUAUCGGCGUCUCCUGACAAGAAAGUACAAACUCUGCCGAUUCUACCAGUCCCGAGCCUAGAGGUGACCAUGCAGAAGUAUCUGGCCCAGGUCGAAGUGGUCGCUCCGAAUCAUUUGGAGAAGACCAGGCACUUGGUGAAGGCGUUCCUUUCCGGGCCGGGGCCUAAGCUUCAGCAACGCCUGGUGGAACGGAGGCAGAAGAUGACCAAUUGGGCGACCGAUUGGUGGCUAAAAGACAUGUACCUGUCUGUCCCGUUGGCUUUGCCGAUCAACAGCAAUCCCGGGCUGGCAGCGAGACCGAAACGAUUCUCCAGCCAGAAAGAUGCCGCCGUGUUCCUCGCAAGAUUUCUAACGGAGCUGCUCAAUUAUCAAGAACUAUUGGACGAAAACGGUUUAGAACCCGACAAAGUGAAGUCGAAAGAUGGAAAGGGGAUGCAACCACUAUGUAUGGCUCAACACUAUCAAAUAUUCCGCACUUAUCGACGACCGGGGAUCAACAGCGACGAACAAGUUGUGCUCGACAGGGCUACGUCCGGUAAUAACAUAAUCAUCGCGCAUCAUAAUCAGUUUUACAGCGUGCCAGUCAGAGCUCCCGAUCGAGGACGCAUCACGGAAUCGGAAUUGGUCCAGCAAAUUCUGAGCAUCAUGGAAACCAAAGCCGACCCGAGGACUCCGCCUUUCGGUAUACUUACGACCGCGAAGAGACCGGCUUGGGCAAAGGCCAGGGAGGAAUUGCUUAAGCACGAACGAAAUCGACACAAUCUGGAUUUAUUGGAGUGUUGCCUCUGCGUGGUUUGCAUCGACGACGAUAUUCUGCCCGCCACGUUCAACAACCCGUUGAAGAGAGAAGAUCGGUGGAUCGGGGAUAGAGAUUAUGCGAACGUGCUCCAUCAUGCUCUCCACGGAGGCGGCUCUAGACAUCUGGGCGCGAAUCGCUGGUUCGAUAAAACUUUUCACGUUAUACUCGGCAAGGACGGGAUGUGGGGACUGACAUACGAGCACUCGUCCGGCGAAGCGCCGGCAGUUUUCAAGGCGUUCGAAGAUCUGACAGAGAAAGUGGACUCGAUGCCUCCGCCGGACGGUAACUUCGUGCCGUCUCAUCUGGCCGCGCCCGAAAAACUCGAAUGGCACUUGUCCGAGCAAACUCUUAAUCACAUCAGAGACGCUAUAACCUCAUUCGACUCUUUGGUGGAAGACUUGGAUCUGUGCGUUUUGUGGUUCGAAGACUACUCGAAGGACUUCGUAAAGGCCUGCAGAAUCAGCCCGGACGUUUACGUACAGUUAGCGCUGCAACUCACGUAUUUCAAAGUACAUGGAAAAUUGGUAGCAACGUACGAGAGCGCAGGUAUCAGAAGAUAUGCAUUGGGAAGAGUGGACUGCAUCAGGGCGGCCAGCCCGGAAGCCCUGGCAUGGGCGAAGGCAAUGUGCCAAGGGGAUCCAGAAACUCAAGCGGCAAAUGAACAGAACAACAUCCCCGACAAAGGCACCAAAAGAGUUCAGUUCACCAUUUACAGUCAGGAGAGAUUGAAGGAGUUGUUCGAUCUGGCGGUGCAGAGGCAGACCAAAGAAAUGAACGACAACAUAAACGGACAAGGAAUUGACAACCAUUUAAUGGGGCUGCAUUACGCCGCGAAAGAAGCCGGAGAACCGGUCCCCGGCAUCUUCACCGAUGAGGCUUAUGGAAUCGUCAAUCAUUUCGCCCUUUCAACGUCGCAGGUGACCACGAAGAACGACGCGAUCAUAGGAUACGGGCCAGUGGUUCCGGACGGCUACGGUUGCGCUUACAACAUGAGAAAGAACGGGUUCAUAUUCGCGGUGACCGCUUUCCACAGCGACGGUAGAACGAACGCGACGAAAUUCGCGCAAACGCUCGAGCAAAAUUUGCGGGACAUAGCAAGGAUGUUGAAGCACGCGUUACACCAGUGAUAAGACAAAAUCGCGAACGCCUCGCCCCAACGAAACUAACGGAAAUACUCUCAGAGAUAUGCGAUGAUGCACAAUGAUUUCGAGACGGCGAUCGUAUUAACGGCAAGACAACGCAUUUGUUCAAACGUAUCGACGAAAGUACGUGAAUUAGGUUGAAACGCGCACGUGAAAUUUCCGUUUCAGUCGUCCGAACUUUAUUUUUAAACGAAUUAUACGAUAUACGUUUAUAACGCUGUUGAUCAAAUUUUAAUCGAAUUGACAGUUAACAAGUACACAUAUAUAUAUAUAUUACGAUGUUAUAGAAUUCGAACGGGCGAUUUACGAUUAAAGAUUAUAUUUCUCGUUGCAAUCGAUAACUCGAUCAGUUGUAUUAGAACGAUCAUCUGUAUUCUAUAUCGUUCGCAUCGUUGAGAACGCUUUCCAUUUAAUUGAAUCGGAAGAACUCGCCCCGAUGCGUAUCAUCUGUCAUGAUCUCCUGCAUUAGUUUUUUUGAAAAUGAUCGCAACGAACGCGCGACGAUCGCAAUGAUCGCGAGUGGAGUAAUAUUUGGAGUGGAGUGCGCAGCAAAUUCUCUCCGAUUGUCCCUCGGCCGGUCAACGAAAACGGACAAUUUGGGGAGAGGAGACACGAUUAUU
Messenger RNA from Megalopta genalis, 3311 nucleotides. Lineage: Eukaryota; Metazoa; Arthropoda; Insecta; Hymenoptera; Halictidae. The record is from RefSeq and is a predicted model, not a curated record.